Messenger RNA from Pseudoliparis swirei, 5084 nucleotides. It is a transcript of the gene chpf2, whose product is annotated as chondroitin polymerizing factor 2. Gene Ontology annotation, cellular component: Golgi cisterna membrane. The transcript has 4 exons. NCBI's taxonomy places the organism in Eukaryota, Metazoa, Chordata, Actinopteri, Perciformes, Liparidae. The record is from RefSeq and is a predicted model, not a curated record. Gene Ontology annotation, molecular function: glucuronosyl-N-acetylgalactosaminyl-proteoglycan 4-beta-N-acetylgalactosaminyltransferase activity. Bases 984 to 3281 code for a protein of 765 amino acids.
CCUGAUCGGUGAUGCUGCAGCAGCAAUAGGCUCAGUCCAGUGAUGAUGAUGAUGAGGGUAAAACCGCCCUGAGAGGAACAUUAUUCCUUUACGAGUGUGUGUGUGCGUGUGUUUGUGUGUGUGUGUGUGGCACUCUUAUUUUUUGAGGAAGUCAAGAGACUGAAGAAAAUGGACGACAUUUGCUGUGCGUGACGGAUUUUUACCCGCGUCAACGGUGAAGAAAUGGGACGAAUUUCGAGGAAUGAGGAGACGGAUCGAGGAGACACAUAUCUGCACUUAAACACCGAUGCUAGCCCGCUAGCUCUGCUCCCUAAUGUUUGGUCCUCCGACUCAUAACGUAACCAACAUUCAGGCACGGAGCUCAACACUUUUGAGUGCUCUCGUUUCGUUUUUUUAUUUUUAUUAGACUAAUGUAGGUGAACUAAAACGGUUAACUUUACAUGGGGACGUUCAGCAUCUUGCUACAUUAGUUAGCUGACGUUAAAGCUAGCCCCCCCCCCCAAAAAAAUACUUCGGCACACUAACGUAACGCUCGCUCAACCGUCAAUUAAUACCCACAGUUUAUGUGACAAUGACAUCACCCGCGGGGUUCGUUACACCGCAAUAAACGUGAAUAGUGUGAAGCUAUUUGCUAUAAUUUCGUUCUUGCAAAAACAACAAGUCUUCCCUGCACGUUUUUCAACUUGGGCAUCUUCAAAAAUGAAGUCAAAGAUCAAACAAAGUGUCUUACGUUUGCACAAUUUUACAAGGUAACGUUUCCCCCCCAAAAAGAAUAGUUGUAAUAGGUUGAUUAUACACUUUAUCACAACUAUGUCUGGGACUAAAGACAUGGACACUACGUGACUUUUGAGGCAUUUUUCUCUUCGUGUCAACAGACCGGUCUCCCCACACAUUAGCUUCUCUUCUGGCUCACAUGUGUUGAGUUGGGCCAGAGAGCUGAAGCUGGGACAUUCCUUCCAGAGCUGGCCACGACGUGCACUAGAAUGCGUCUUUCCUCUGUUCUGGCCGUGUUCAGGCCUGCGUUGCCUCUUAUUCUGGGGCUGUCUCUGGGCUGCAGUCUGAGCCUUUUGAUGGUGUCCUGGACACAAGGGGAUGCCGAUGACUCCUGUGGAGAUGAGCUGGGCAAUGGGAGACUGUUCACGGGCCGAGGCGAUGCCCAGAAGGACUCGAGGGAUGGAGCUGGAGACGAAGACUUCCAGCCGCGCAUCGUGCCCUAUCACAAGGACCCCAACAAGCCACACAAGAAAGUCCUCAGAACUCGUUACAUUCACACGGAGCUGGGCAUCAGAGAGCGUCUGCUGGUGGGCGUCCUGACCUCCCGGGCCACCCUCAACACGCUGGCCGUGGCGGUGAAUCGCACGGUCGCCCACCGCUUCCAUCGCACCUUCUUCUUCACGGGCCUGCGCAGCCCGAAGGUGCCUCACGGCAUGACCGUGGUCGCCCACGGCGACGACCGUCCCGUGUGGCUGAUGUACGAGACGGUUCGCCACCUCCAUCAGCACUACGGCUCCGACUACGACUGGUUCCUCUUAGCCCAGGACGACACUUACAUGCAAGCGGAUCGCCUGUCGGAGCUGGUGGGCCACCUCACUGCGGGUCAGGACCUUUACAUGGGCCGGGCGGAGGAGUUCAUCGGCGGAGAAGAGAAGGCACGCUACUGCCACGGGGGCUACGGAUACCUGCUGUCCCGCAGUCUGCUGGCCCGUCUGCAGCCCCACCUCGACACCUGUCGUAACGACAUCCUCAGUGUGAGGCCUGACGAGUGGCUGGGCCGCUGCAUCAUUGACUACCUGGGUCUCAGCUGUGUGGAGGUGCACCAGGAGAUGACCUAUCGGUACUUCGAGCUCGGGAAAAACGCAGAUCCAGAGCGUGAAGACGGCGUCCAGUUUAAAAAUGCCUUCACAGUCCAUCCGAUAUCAGAGCCCAAUCUCAUGUACCGCCUGCACAAACGCUUCAGCCAGAUCGAGCUGGAAUGGACUUACCGACAGAUACAACAGCUGCAGGUGCAGAUCAACAACCUGAGUGAACUGACCCCGGAGGGUAAAGCCGGAGUCACGUGGCCCAUCGGAAUCAACCCUCCCUUCAAACCGAGGACCCGAUUCGAGGUCAUAAACUGGGAGUACUUCACCGAGGAGCACAUGUACUCGUGCGUCGACAGCUCCCCCAAGUGCGAGAUGAGGGGCGCGGACCGCGCGGACGUGAGCGCCGUCCUGGAGGUCGCGGUGGAGCGGCUCAACGAGCGCUACCAGCCCCGGCUGCGUUUCCGCAAGCGCCGCCUCCUGAACGGCUACCGGCGCUUUGACCCCACGCGCGGCAUGGAGUACGUGCUGGACCUCGCGCUGGAGGCCUACACCCAGAAGGGCCACAGCCAAGUCAUCGCCAAGCGGGUGAACUUGCUGCGGCCCCUCAGCGCGGUCGAGAUCAUCCCCAUGCCCUACGUGACGGAGGCGACGCGGGUGCAGGUCAUCCUGCCCGUCACCGCCCAGGAUCAGGACUACGUGGGCAACUUCCUCGACAUGUACGUGAUGAACACUCUGGACACCCACGACAACGUGCUGCUCACCUUCCUGUUCAUCUACGACCCCUUCGACGCGCAGCGGGUCAGCCAGAGCGACGUGUUCGCCGGCAUCAAGGCCAUGAUCGGGGAGGUGGAGAAGCGCUACGGAGACGUGAAGAUCCCCUGGAUCAGCGUGAAGACGGAGGUGCCCUCCCAGGUGAAGCUGAUGGACAUCAUCUCCAAGAAGCACCCGGUGGACACGCUGUUCUUCCUGGCCGGCGUGUGGACGGAGGUCAACGCCGACUUCCUGAACCGCUGCAGGAUGAACGCCAUCAGCAGCUGGCAGGUGUUCUUCCCCGUCCACUUCCAGGAGUACAGCCCGGCCGUCAUGUCCCGCGACCAGCAGCCCUCCGCCGCCUCCUCCCCCUCCUUCGCGUCGGAGUCGCUGCGCGACGGCCACUUUGACCGCCACGUGUUCGACGAGGCGUGCUUCUACAACGCCGACUACAUGUCCGCGCGGACCAAGAUGGCCGCCGACAUCUUGGACAACGAGGAGCUGCUGGAAAGCAUGGACGUGUACGACAUAUUCGUCCGCUACUCGGGCCUGCACGUGUUCCGGGCCGUGGAGCCGGCGCUGAUCCAGAAGUACGUGCGGCGGGCGUGCAACCCGCGGUUCAGCGAGGACAUCUACCACCGCUGUGUCCUCAGCAACCUGGAGGGGCUGGGGUCCCGCUCACAUCUGGCCAUGGCUAUUUUCGAACAGGAGCAGGCCAACAGCACCUGAACGCCUCGCGGUGCCUCACGCGCACACGCGGCCUCACGCGCACAGAAGAAUGUGAAUCGGUACUUUUUGCGAUCCCGACACGGAAGUCACGCGGUAUUUGUCAGGAAGAGGAGCAGCGUCGUCUUGCUCAUGGACACUCUGAACGUCUUCGCUCACACACACACACACACACUCCACCUCGACCUGACUCACGAGUCCACAACUCGUCUCGUCUAGACUCUCGAUGACUCACGGAGGCGUCUCAACGGGACUACUGUUGCUUUGCUUUCCUGCCAUUCGCCUUACCGGGAGCCGAGCAACGAUAUUUAUACUUCCAUUUUUUCGUUUUGUUAAAUACAGGAGGUUGUGUCUGAACGCAGAGACUUGAGCCCGAAAGUCUUUCUGAGUGGAGAGGUUUGAAAUAAUACUGGGAACAAACUGAAGCCUUUUAUUCUAUUUUCUAAGAGGUAUUAAAGAGUGAUAUUUCUGUUCAGAGUUGUUUCCUCAUUCGUACUUCCCAUCAGACGAGAGGAGCUGAAGAAAGGGCCGACAUGGAGGGGACAUCGUGGGCGUUCCCGUGUCGCAUUCAGAAUAAUAGAAUGGAGUCUUUCCGGCUUGCCUCACAGCUCUUCACUGCGGCGCCCCGAGGCGGUGAACAGUUUGUUCCACAGCCCCGCCUCGUCUGACCACACGGAGUCACUAGAUCCCCACCCCACCCCGGCCCGGGCCUCCCUGGGUUCUGGCGAGUCCUCUGCACACACACACACGUCUUUGGGGAGAGAAGUGAACCCAGUGCCCAGAGGGAGGGUCUCGUCUGGCGAGCCGCGGGGGCCCCUCGCCGCGGUGGUGCGGGUGGUUAAUCUUCACGGCGAGGUGGUUGAAUAAGCUGAAUGGCUCACUUCACACCGCCUUAACCUCCCUCCCUCACACACACACACACACACACACACCUACAAAACGUCUCCAUGUGAGGGUGAAAGGGGCUCUUUCUGCAGUCAGCGUUACGGGGCCUCCACCUGCUCCCUUGUGGCGAGGCCCUGGCGGACAAUAAGAAGCCUGUUCGCCGCCUUCUGAGGAACGGAGGAAUGUAACCCGCCCAUGAGCGAGAGAGUUCCUUUAAUGGAGGGGGUAGUUUGGGAGGGCUGCACACUUAUUUGCAUGAUUGGGUCCUGCUUCUCCAGGACCAACAGUUAACAGCAUGGAAACAAAUAUGUGUGUGGGGGAGGGGGGGGGGGGAUUCAUUUGCUUUUUAUGAAGUGGAGUGCUUUUGUGGUGGAAUAUAAUAAAGAUGUGGAUGUCAAAGGGUGCAUUCGAGUAAUGUUGCAUGUUUGAGAGUUCUCACCUUUACCCAGAAUGAAAGAGUCCGGGUCGGUUACCCUCCCCGUGACCUCAGGUCAAAGUAUUCAUAAUAAUUACGACUUGCAGUACACAGUAUAAUAUGCGUAUAAAGUUCAAGUGAACAUUUAUGUUGUUUUUAAUUGAACAAAAGUGCAUUAAGACUGCCCCGCCCCCCCCCCCCCUUGCUUUAAAGCUGCUGACGAGUGUCAAACUAUAAUCAGGUGAAAACAGAUAAAGUGAGACAGAUGGAUGUCUCCAUUAGUUUCUGUGAUUGCUUUGUUUAUCCAGCACUAGUUCACUGUAUCACACGAGAGCACACAACGUGUCGUGUAUCAGCAAGAGGUCAAAUGUAUAACACACAUUGCAUCAAAUGUAGAUUUAGUCAUUUAAGUCAUAAUACGCAUAAAUGAAAUGGCUAAAAGAGAAGUCUGCACCCUUGUUCAGUUUUGUCUCAUGACUUCAUUAAAAUAAAAAUACAACACAGUU